GGAUGGGACUCAUUUCAGCAGGAUCAUGUUCUGUGAUUCUCCAACAGUAUAAUAGAAUACUAAGGUGUUACCUUUAUUUGUAACAAGCUAGUCAGCUUGAAGGUCUUACAGGCUUCUGUCAUGCGUCCAUAUGUAGUAAUAAAGGCGUCCCAGAUGAUAUUUAAAGAUAGGCACAUUGACAAUUGACAUUAUUGAAUCAGAAGCUCAGCAUCUGCCGGCAACAAUGAAGACUGUUCUAGCAUUGCUGCUCUUUGGCUGCUUUACUACCUGUACAGUGGAAGCACUGAAAUGCUAUUACUGUGCCGCUAGUUUUAACAACAGCGACUGUAACAAGGUGUCCAUAGCCUGCUCCAUUGGAGACUCAUGCAUGACAGCUGUCAGCGCCACAAGGGGAAAUCCGAUCAUCAUGAAAAUGUGUCACGUCAAAGCUGCAUGUUCUGCUGCUGCUAGCAGUGGCAGUUUGUCUGUAGAGGGUUCUGUGAUCAGCGCUACAGUGAUGUGCUGCAAUACGGACCUGUGCAACACGAGAGAAUUAUAUGACGGCUCCACCACUGCCAGGCUCAAUGUGCUGCUUCUGGGAGCUUCAGCAGCUCUGCUGUUCCUUGUCAGCAAGAUCACAGCGUAAGGGCAGCAGCACACAGCACUACUAUCACAGCAUUGGAAGAGUUUAACAAGUCAUUUUGUAUUUCCCCUGCUUUACAAAAAUUAGUCAUGAUUUUGACAGUGCUUUACAAUACUUUGAUGUACCAUACUUGUCUGGGCUUCCACUGUGCUUGAGUACACUUUAUGCUUUUAGGGUGGUAUACAACCACCCUCAGUUAUUGAUUUUUAAUUGUACUGUACAAUCUUUUUUCUUUUUUUUCACACUGCAUGCUAUUUUGGGCCAACUGUCCAUCUUUGGAUGUCUAUAGCUAUAUUCGAAUUUGUCAAUAAAGAAAUUGUAACUUGAAA
Molecule: messenger RNA, 951 nt
Organism: Polyodon spathula (Mississippi paddlefish)
Lineage: Eukaryota; Metazoa; Chordata; Actinopteri; Acipenseriformes; Polyodontidae
Product: prostate stem cell antigen-like
Exons: 3
Coding region: 224-625 (133 amino acids)
Source: RefSeq, a predicted model, not a curated record